Molecule: messenger RNA, 1459 nt
Organism: Leptosomus discolor (cuckoo roller)
Lineage: Eukaryota; Metazoa; Chordata; Aves; Leptosomiformes; Leptosomidae
Source: RefSeq, a predicted model, not a curated record
AUGCUGCAGCAACCCUGUAUAUCUGCCUGCCCUGCCAUGACUGGAGGAUCGCAGGUGCUGCUGGCAUGCCCUCAGCACUCCAGUGAUGGACACCACCAACAGCAAUGGUGGUUUUUUGUUUUGUUUUUCUUUCACCAAAAAUGCAUUAGAUUUGCUCCAGCACCAGUGCAGGAACGACUCAGCUGCAUGGCCAGGAAUAACUCCAUCUAUGUGGUUGCAAACAUUGGGGACAAGAAGCUGUGCAACUCCAGCGAUCCCAGCUGCCCCAGUGAUGGUCGCUAUCAGUACAACACCGAUGUCGUCUUUGAUGCAGAGGGGAAACUGGUAGCACGUUACCACAAGUAUAAUCUCUUUAUGUCAGAAACUCAGUUUAAUUACCCAAAAGAGCCAGAAGCCGUCACCUUUGAGACCCCCUUUGGGAAGUUUGGCAUUUUCACUUGCUUUGACAUCCUUUUCCGUGAGCCUGCCGUGGUCUUGGUGAGCGAGUUGCAGGUGGACACCGUGCUCUUCCCAACAGCUUGGAUGAACGUCCUGCCACUUCUGACUGCGAUUGAGUUUCACUCUGCCUGGGCUAUGGGCAUGGGUGUCAACUUCCUGGCUGCCAAUACGCACUACACCAGCAUAUCUAUGACGGGGAGCGGUAUUUAUGCACCAGAUGGAGCCAGAACAUACUAUUACAAUAUGAAAACUGAGGAUGGGCGUCUCCUCAUUGCUGAGCUAGAUUCACACCCUCGACUUUCUCCUGCCUCCCCGCCUGCUGUCAACUGGAGCUCAUACGCUUUGAGUGUCGAAAGAUUCUCCCCGAAUGACCAUGAUUUCAGAGGGCUCGUCUUCCACGACUGGUUCACUUUCACUGAGCUCACUAAGCCUGAGGGGAAUCUCGCUGUUUGCCAGGAAGACCUCUGCUGUCACUUGAGCUACAAGAUGGCAGGGAAACGAGAAGAUGAAGUUUAUGUCCUGGGUGUCUUUGAUGGCCUUCAUAUUGUUGAAGGACAAUACUAUCUGCAGAUAUGCACGCUGCUUAAGUGCAAGAGCACAGACCUGAACACGUGUGGGCAGCCGGUGGAGACGGCUCAGACCAAGUUUGAGACGUUCUCCCUCAGUGGCACGUUUGGCACCAACUACGUCUUUCCAGAAGUCUUGUACAGCGGGGUGCGGCUGGCCCCCGGGGAGUUUGAGGUAUUGAAUGAUGGACGCUUGAUAAGUAAGACAAGACCAACAAAACCACUCAUCACUGUGACGCUUUUUGGACGGUGGUAUGAAAAGGAUCAUCUGAAACAAGACCCACAACCACCAGCCUUCCCAUGAUAUUACCAUAACUGAAGCUGUACACUAUUAAUCUUAUGUCCAAAUGAGAUACAGCAUCCUCUACUACAACAAUCCAAAUUAUGUUUCUUAUUUCUAGUUGCACAAACUGCUUAUCAGUGUGCUUUGUUUAGUAAUAAUGCAGCAAUAUUAU